Molecule: messenger RNA, 7358 nt
Organism: Amblyraja radiata (thorny skate)
Lineage: Eukaryota; Metazoa; Chordata; Chondrichthyes; Rajiformes; Rajidae
Gene: reck
Product: reversion-inducing-cysteine-rich protein with kazal motifs
Exons: 24
Coding region: 307-3177 (956 amino acids)
Biological process (GO): blood vessel maturation; sprouting angiogenesis; extracellular matrix organization
Cellular component (GO): plasma membrane
Molecular function (GO): protein binding; metalloendopeptidase inhibitor activity
Source: RefSeq, a predicted model, not a curated record
GUGCGCGUGAACGGGCGAGUAGCGGUCGUUGGUGUCGCGCGCGGACAUUGCUCGCCGCCCACAGUUUGUGCUGGAGCCGGAGAGAGGGGCAUCUAUAUCUGCUGUGGGGAGCGGCAGGGCUGGGCUGGGCUGGCGGCACCGGUGAAAAAUGUCAACUAUGUUCAGAUGGAAUGAUGUAUUUAGACUUUUGUAAAAUUUCUAACAUGAAAACAAGUUAAUGGAUGCUGCCUGACCUGCGGAGUAGUUCCAGCAAUUUAUGUUAUUACAUCAGAGCUCUAUCACGUAACUUUGUGUAGCUUUUUCCUCAUGGCCUACAGCAGCAGCCUAGCAGUUUCGUUACUAUUUUUAGUGCUGAUGAUCUUCAGAUGUGGAGCUGAAGAAGCAUCAUGUUGUUACCAAGCAAGAGAAUAUCCAGUUUGCAGAGAUGUCUGUGAUCAGCUUACAUCCACAAAAAGUGAGGCUCAAUUGAAGUUUCUUCUGCAGCGAUUGCCGGACUACUGUCCUGAGUCUGUGCUUGAUUUCUGGGUUUGCAUCAAUGCAUCUUUGCCUGGAGCACCAAAAAAGUCAGAAGGCUGGGUUGGCCUGGGAUGUUGUGAACUGGCCAUUUCCUUGGACUGUCGACGUGCAUGUAAACAGGCUUCGUCAAAGGAUGAUCUUAAGGAUUGCAGAAAAGAAUUUGAGACAGCAUUUUUCAGCUGUGUGAACAGAAAUGAGAUGGGAUCGUUAUGCUGUAGCUAUGCAGGUCGGCAUACAAACUGUAGAGAAUACUGCCACGCUAUUUUUCGCACAGAUUCUUCUCCCACGCAGUCGCAGAUUAAAGCUGUGGAAAACUAUUGUGCUGCCAUCAGUCCACAACUUAUUCAAUGUGUUGACAAUUACACUCGCUCAUAUCCAAUGAAAAAUCCUGUUGAUAGUUUAUAUUGCUGUGACAGAGCAGAAGACCCUGCUUGUCAGACUACAUGUCGAAGGGUGCUGAUGACAAAAUCCACUGAUCAGGAAAUUGUUGAUGGGCUUAUUGAAGGCUGCAAGAAAAUGCCUCUGCCUCAGGAUCCGCUAUGGCAGUGCUUUCUAGAAAGUUCUGGAUCAAGUAAUCCAGACAACAGCACAAAUGGAUUGCCUGCGACAGCCGUUGAUGGUGCAAAAUUGCAUUGUUGUUCUAAAGCAAAUACUUCCAUCUGCAGGGAUCUGUGCAUUAAGUUGUACAGUACCAGAUGGGGGAGCACAACUCACUGGCAAGAAUUCGAUAGAGUCUGUGAAUAUAACCAUCUGGAAUCUGCCAUGUUUACAUGCCUGGCUGAUGUAAGAGAGCCUUGUCAACUGGGUUGCCAAAAUCUGAAAUACUGCACUAAUUUUAAUAACAGACCCACAGAAUUGUUCCGAAGUUGCAAUGCUCAGUCAGACCAAGGAUCCAAAAAUGACAUAAAGCUUUGGGAGAAGGGGACCAUCAAGAUGCCAUUCAUGAAUAUACCUGUACUAAAUAUUAACACCUGUCAGCCGGAAAUGUGGAAAGCUAUUGCCUGUUCGUUACAAAUCAAGCCAUGCUAUAGCAAGUCUGGAGGAAGCAUCUGCAAAUCUGACUGUGUAGAAAUUCUGACGAAUUGUGGAGAUCACAGUAAAUUUCCAGCAGGACAAACUGCUGAAACCAUCUGCAAUCAAUUAUCGCCAAAUAACGAUGACCACAAGAAUUGCAUCCCACUCAAAAAUUACCUUGCUCCAAGCCCAUUCCAUAGUGCUGUUGCAGAGGUGAUACAUCCAUGCAAUCCAAAUGCCUGUCCCAACAACUAUGUGUGUGAAGUAAAUCGAAAGGGAUGCCAAGCUGGACAAGAUUGUCUUCCUUACUUGUGUGUCCCAGGAUGCAAGCUGGGAGAAGCUUCAGAUUUCCUAGUACGGCAAGGCACCCUAAUUCAGCUGCCUGUGAUAAGUGGGGAAAUGGGCUGUUACAGAGUGUGCACAUGUGAACCAAGUGGACGGCUGGAAAAUUGUUUGGAGAUGCCCUGUAUUGACGUGCAAAAGUCUUGCAUUGUAGGGGGUCAGAGGAAAGGUCAUGGGACAUCUUUUAGAGUGGACUGCAACACAUGCUCAUGUUUUGCUGGGGUGCUGAUCUGUUCAAAUCGUCAGUGUUUGAGUGAAUACAGUUCUCAGAUGGACCGGCGAACGUUCACAGGUCUUCCCUGUAAUUGUGCUGAUCAGUUUGUACCAGUUUGUGCCCACAAUGGACGUACGUAUCCAAGUGCUUGUAUUGCACGAUGUGUCGGACUGAAGGAUAAUCAGUUUGAAUUUGGAUCCUGUGCAUUAAAAGACCCAUGCAUUUCUCAUCAAUGUUCCAAAAGUCAAAGGUGUAUUCCAAAACCUAAAGUUUGUCUCACCAGCAUUGAUAUCCUUGAAUGUGACCAGUAUGAGUGUAUCUCGAGAUCAGUGAAGUGUGAGCUGCUUCCUAUUGAACCAGUUUGUGAUACUGAAAAUGUCGAACACUCCAAUCGGUGUGCCCUGUACCAAAGUUCCAAAACUUUGUCCUAUGUGGGUGCAUGCCAGGAUGUGUGUAAGCAGCAGCCAGUUUGUGGUCAUAAUGGUGAGACCUACGAUAAUGUGUGUGCUGCCUACUCUGAUCGUGUGGCAGUGGACUAUAUUGGACCUUGCCAAGCAGUGAGCAUUCGGCUCGAAUAUGAUUCUCAUCCGGAGUGCACAAGUGUCAUAUGUUCACCGCUGCCUAGCAAUGGAUGCAGACCUGUUACUCCACCUGGAGCCUGCUGUCCAUUAUGUGCUGGAAUGCUGCGAGUUUUAUGGAGCAAAGAUCAGUUGGACAGCCUUGCCAAGCUAAAUGAAGGAAGACCAUUUUCUGUACACAACAUCCUUUACACUUUACGACUCCACGUAUCAGUGCCUCAGUGUGAUCUUUUUGGAUAUCUAAGUAUAGAAUCAGACCUUGUGAUUCUCAUCAUUCCAGUCGAUCAUGAUCCAACAACACUGCAGAUUGAAGCUUGCAAUAAAGAGGCUGAAAAGAUAGACUCCCUGAUACAAUCUGCUAGUCCAGCUUUAAUGGCCCACGUUCCUAUGUCAGCACUCACUACCUCACAGGUGCAAGUUUCUUCAAGUGAUUCAUCUGAUUCAGCAACGACAAUCCUUUCCACAACUGCACUUUUGCUCAAUCUAGUUUUUGCUUUAUCAGGGUUCUUGUGAUUCCAAUUGAUAUUGCAUGUUUUUACCUGAACGGGUUGCAUUUAAUUUGCCAUUGAACUAAAUUGGAAGGUUUAGCUAAUGACUGAACUACAAAUCCCAACAUGGUAACAACAGGUAAAGCAGGCUAUAUAAAGCUUAAUCAUCAGUAUGUUUUAAAUAGAAGUAAAAAUCCUGAAUAUAUCUUUAUACAAGCCUUUUAUUGAAGGGAUGUCUAUUUUAUUUUAUAUGACUGCAGUUUGAGUUGAUAGUUAAAAGUGGUUUUAUAUGUUAGAAAUUUGAAAUAAUUUGGAUUUUAAUGUACAACAAAUUACAAGUUUAUUGUGGGUCUAGACAAGUCAAGCCCAUGAUACUGGGCCUAAAACAAGCAAACAAGCAAAUUCACAAUCUUUUCUAAUGAAUAGGUUCUACCAACAUUGAAUUAAUUCAGGCUUAUUUCAGCAGUUACUGUUUAUAAAGCAUGUUUAAGCAUCAAUGGAAAUAGUUGCAAAGCUACAAUUACAUGGAAUCUGCAGACAAGGAACUGACCAUUUGACCAAAUGGUCUGUGUCAAGUGUUUAAACUUCACAUGAACCUCCAUCUAUCCUGCCUGAUUCUUUGCAUCAACACCUUAAACAUGUGAUUGAAAUCUAUUUCAGCCUCUGCUGUGAACUCCCUAAGCCUGAUUCUUUCAAAGCAGCAAAAUUUCUGCACAUCGUUAAUUCAAUUUAACCUGCUGCUUUCCAAUCUCUGUUAACGGAUUGCAUUUGCCUGUUAUGGUUUCUUUACUAUUUUGUUCAUUUUAAUAUCCUCUUUUGGCCUAAUCUUUAUGUACCAAAUUGCUCCUGCUGUAAUUCUUUUAGCUGGCAUUCCUCCUGUAUCAUGCUUAACUAUAAUAAAACUCCAAUAAUGCAGAUUGCCCCAUUCUUUAGUAGUUCAAAUGGUUCAGCAUUGCUUUUUGUGCUCCAUUCAAAUUUAUGAGUGUUUUUUGCGCUUCCUUUAAACUUACCAAUAUCACUGGAAAAUUUCUUGUACUAAAUAAAGAAAAUGAAUUAUGGUGUGUUACCAUAUUUUUCCAAAGACAAUUAUCCUAUAGUUAUUAAUGAUGCCCAGUAAUCAAAAAAUCUGCCAGUUUGACAUCUCAAGUCUUGAGGGUGUCAGCUUAUUGGAGUUUUCUUUUUCUUUCAUCGUCUUGCUCUAUUGGUUUAACCUACUGAUUUAUCCAUCCAAUUAGGGGCUGGUUUAAAGUGAGCUCUUUCCUUCACCAUCACAAUUGUUUGCAUGACUGUCUCUCUGGUCUACCUCAUCUCAAUAAAAAGACAAGUUAAUUUUAAACUUGCAAAAUGCACACACAUUUUUCUUUACAUUUAAAAUUCACGCUGCACACAGACAUCAAACAUUCCUAUAAAUAUUUUGCAACAAAUGAAAAGUCAAUGAAUAAUUCUUUAUCUAACGGUGCUUCUCCACCGUUUUGACAAAUCAUGAUAUCUGAAUAUUAAAUAUGGGGUUUUAGCAAUCUGGUAUAUACUACGGAAACGCUUUUAAAAGAAUCCUUUAAAAAGAAAACAGGUAAAUAUUUGUAAGCAAAAUAAAUGGCAGACAGCAGGGGAAGUGCAGAUAAACAAGUUUAAAUGUAAUGUACUGGAGCAGAUUUGGGUUAUGUAACUGUUUUUUGAUUGACAUAAUUGAAACGUUUUUAGAUCUUACUCCUCAUUUUUGAUGAGCAAGAAGAUGAAAAAUUAUGGCUUGAGUGGAAAUAUAUUUUUGGGAUAAUGGAAAGUAGAAGUUCAAUUAACACGGGACCCUUUCAAGACAAUCACUAAUUUUCAGCAUUAAUGGAACGAGAAUUUUAGCAUCACUCUAAAUAUUCUUUGUUUCAGUAUUAUUGCAUUGAUUAAAUAAUUCACCGACGUGCUCUUUUCAAAGCUACCUGUUGUUGCUCAGCCAUAACUUGCUAAUUUUAUGCCCACUUAAUUUAGUUCUCCCAUAUAUAUGUUUAUUAUCAUUGUAUUAAAAUGUUUACAUCCAAAGUCAGUAUUAUGGAAAAGGUAUAAUUGAAGGAAAUGGUAGCACUUUCAUUUUAAAGAGCAUGAACAAUUUUACUAAUAAUGGGUUUACAUUUAGAGAUUGAUGGUUAUCAUUACUUGAUCCCUAAAAUACAAAACUGAGCAUGAUAUGGAAUUGAAUACUACAGAUGAGGUCAGAUCUUCAACUGACCAUUUUUAUCUUGCAUUUACUUUGGACAAUAUCCUUACAGCAUGGAUUGAUUUUUUUUAAACAACCAUUUAUGUGACUUGAUACACCACAGGUUCAUGAUGACUGUUGUGCCUCCCACUCACUGUGGCCUAAGUUCCCACACUCACCUCUCAUUCAUGGAAGGGCCAGUUCUCACUCUCCCUCCCAUGCAUCUUUAACACAUCAGGGUCACCCUUUAUUACUCCACUACCCCAGUUCCCACGUUCCCUUCCAGUCACCACACUCCGUUCCCACUCACCAGGGCCAAACUUUCCACCUUACAUUUCCAUCAUAGGGGCCACGGGUCCCCAGGUCACCAAACUUACCUGGACCCUGGUACCCACACUUCCUUCCAACUCCUUUGGCCAGAAACCCGUGCUUCCUUUCAACAACUGGAAAACUCAUUUUUAUUCUGUUUAGUAUUUUAAAACUGGUUAAAAAGUAUCCUGGUAAUUACAUCCAAUAAUCCAGAAAAUCUGCCAAUCUGACAUCACCUCAGUCUGCAUACCAGAUUUUACUGUACAGGAGAAAGUAAUGUCCACUGCAGUUUACAAUCAUUGUGUGUGAACAUCCCUUAAGGGUGUUCGUGUGAAAUGUCUAUUGGAACUAUAUAAAUGUUUUCCCCAAUUAAUCCCAUUAAAAAGCAAAUGACUGACUCUUUUAAUCUGUCAACAUUAUUUUCUAUUGAGAUCAAAACCGAAACAUUCCUUUUAAACAUUUUGUAACAAAUGCCAAGACCUGUGACAUGAAUUCAAUCCAUCUGAAUGUUUUGUACGAAAUCAAGUUUUCUUCUUUGAAAUCGUAGCUAGCUGCUGUUUUUAAAAAUAAUUUGUUCAUGCUCCUUUAAGUGAUACCAAAAAAAUGAAACCAUAGAACUGUAGAAUUUGAUAAAAAAUGAAAUACAUUUUCUGCAAAUAUUUGAAAUUAAAUGUAUUGAAAUUUAAGAGGACAAGCAAUGAAGGAGAGUUUUGCACAAUUAUUCACCAGUGUUGCCUUUUUAAAGUUUAAUUGAUAUUUGUACAUUGCAGAAAAUGUAUUUUUACAUUAAAUCAUUGGGUUAUUUUCAGUUAAAGGGGAAGGAAUGCAUGGAUGUAGAAAAUAUUGAAUAUUUUAAAUAUCCUAUUUGUAUGUAUAACAAUUUGAGUAAGUAACCUUCCUUCACCUUCGAGAGGUACAAUCUUUAAUCGAGUCAGAGAGUUAAAUCGGAUGAAAAUAAUUGAUAUUGUCUUUUUAAGGCCAUUAUAUAUAAAUAACAGCACACAAAUGCAAGAUCUAACAAUUUUCCAGAUUCUUACUUUGUUUUAAAUGAGCUUUGCCAAUUUUAUCAAAAAGUAUUCUCUUAUUUGAAUAAUAGAAUUGCUCUCUAUUUUUGUUAAGGUACUAAAAUGAGAGCCAUUUUUACAGUUUGACAAUCAUUUAAAUGUAUAAAAUAAGCUGAAAUUUAUUAUUUUAAUUAUCCUUGAAAGAUUAAAAAAAAGAAGUAAUUCAUGGGCUGGAGCUGAAAUAUUUAUAGUGUAUAUGCUAUUUAAAUGUUUAUGAAGGUUUUGAUAUACAACUUUAUGAAGUGCCAUAUUAAAGUAUUAAUGCAUGAUAACUGAUGGACCAUCUUCAAAUUAAAUCUUUUCUAAAAUGUGUGACAUUCUAUUGUCAAGCUGAAUGUUGUGUGCCAUCUUUACCUCUAUUUGUGCUCUUUAUUUUUGUACUUGGUGCACACACAAGACUAUCUUUUAUAUGAAGUCAAUUUUAUAUCUUCAAUAUUAUGUCAUAGGUGCCUUCCAGAAGAUUUUGUUUUACAAUGGAAGAUGUGCAAAAAUCUGAUGUUUGUCCAUUUUUAGAUUUUGUGAUCUUGUAGGCACUUAAUGUAGACAAUGUAUCACAGUACAAGGAACAAUUAUCCUUGGAGCGGAAAAAUACCAGUAUUUAUGUUAUACAUGUUCAUUUUAUUAAAGAAGUAUUUAAAAUAAUUGAAA